UGCAUUGUGGGAAGGAACGAAUUGUCGCGUAGGAAGUCCGGACGGAAAAGAGGAAGGAGGAGGGGGGGGAUCCUCCAUUUUGGUCUGCGUUGGGGGAGCUGCUGGGAUUUUUUUUCCCCUUUUGCUCGAGACUCGUGUCCCUUCUCUCGGACACCGGCUUCUCCCUCCCCGAUAGCCGAGCGGCAUUGUGGUUUUCCCGCGCGAAGGCUCCGUCCGUGCCUGGGAACCGGUGGGGGUUGCGGGGCAACGAUGGCGGCCGAGAGCCGGGAGGAAAAAGAUGGUGAAUUGAAUGUUCUUGAUGAUAUCUUGACUGAUGCACCAGAUCACGAUGAUGAACUGUACAAUCCUGAUAGUGAGCAAGAUAAAAGUGAGAAAAAGGGAUCCAAACGGAAAAGUGAUAGAAUGGAGACUGCCGAGAGUAAAAAGCAGAAGCCUUCUGUGCAUUCUUCAAGGCAGAUGUUACCUAAGCUUCCAGGAUCAUCUGUUAGCAACAACAAAAGAAUAGUGAGCACAAAGGGAAAACCUGUAUUGGAAUACAAGAAUGAGGAAUAUCAGAGGUCUGACAGAAACAAGCGACCAGAAAGUGACAGAAAGAUGCGUAUGACAAGCAGCAGCUCAAGAGAUCUCUAUAAAGGGCAAUCAGAAAAGGCAUGCGUGAGGAAAAGAGAUUCUGACAGAAGGGCAAAAUCUUCUACUCCAGAUGCCUCUAGGAGACUGGGGCAUGAUGUGGACAGACGGCCAAGUAGGUCCAGCCACUCUUCAAAAGAGGAGGUGAAUUCUGAAGAGUAUGUUUCAGAUCGUGAAACAGGUAGCAGUGGUUCCUCUGACCCAGGAAACACUGAGAAUGAGGAUGAAGAGGAGGAGGAGGGAAUGGAAGAAGAAGAGGAAGAGGAAGAUGAUGAUGGAGAGGAGGAGGAGGAAGUGGAAGAAGAUGGGGAUGAUGAUGAAGAGGAUUAUGAUCAAGAUGAGAGAGAUCAGAAGGAAGGAAAUGAUUAUGACACUAGAAGUGAAGCUAGUGAUUCUGACUCUGAAUCUGCAUCCUUUACUGAUGGGUCAGUCAGAUCUGGUUCAGGCUCAGAUAUAUCAGAUGAAAAAAAGAAGGCAAGGAAAAGAGCUAGAGGCAUCUCUCCAAUUGUUUUUGAUAGAAGUGGAAGCUCUGCAUCAGAGUCAUACACAGGUUCAGAAAAGAAGCAUGAGAAAUUAUCAUCUUCCGUUCGUGCUGUCCAAAAAGACCAAACUAGCAAACUUAAAUACAUCCUGCAAGAUGCAAGAUUUUUUCUUAUCAAAAGUAACAACCAUGAGAAUGUCUCACUUGCCAAAGCAAAGGGAGUUUGGUCAACUCUCCCAGUCAAUGAAAAAAAGCUCAAUACUGCCUUCAGAUCGGCAAGAAGUGUUAUCUUGAUAUUUUCUGUGAGAGAGAGUGGAAAAUUCCAAGGAUUUGCAAGGCUUGCUUCUGAAUCCCAUCAUGGAGGAUCUCCCAUACAUUGGGUGUUGCCUGCAGGAAUGAAUGCAAAAAUGUUGGGAGGCGUGUUUAAAAUAGAUUGGAUAUGCAGACGUGAAUUGCCAUUCACAAAGUCUGCUCACCUGACCAAUCCUUGGAACGAACACAAACCAGUAAAGAUUGGACGAGAUGGACAGGAAAUAGAGCUUGAAUGUGGAACCCAGCUUUGUCUCCUAUUCCCUCCUGAUGAAAGUAUUGACUUGUAUCAAGUGAUUCAUAAAAUGCGACACAAGAGAAGAAUACACUCUCAACCCCGAUCAAGAGGACGGCCAUCCCGUCGAGAGCCGCUCCGAGAUGUGGGAAGGCGUCGACCAGAGGAUUAUGAUAUUCAUAACAGCAGAAAGAAACCAAGGAUUGAUUAUCCCCCUGAAUUUCACCAAAGACCAGGGUAUUUAAAGGAUCCCAGGUACCAAGAUGUAGACAGACGAUUUUCUGGAGUCCGGAGAGAUGUCUUCUUAAAUGGGUCCUACAACGAUUAUGUGAGAGAAUUUCACAACAUGGGGCCACCACCACCCUGGCAAGGAAUGCCUCCUUACCCAGGUAUGGAACAGCCUCCCCACCACCCUUAUUACCAGCACCAUGCUCCUCCUCCACAAGCUCACCCGCCUUACUCAGGGCACCAUCCAAUACCACAUGAUGCACGAUAUAGAGAUAAACGAGUGCAUGACUAUGAUAUGAGGGUGGAUGACUUUCUACGUCGGACACAAGCAGUUGUCAGUGGCCGAAGAAGCAGGCCUCGAGAACGGGAGAGAGAUCGUGAACGGGAUCGGCCCCGAGAUACAAGAAGAGAUCGAGAUCGUGACCGGGGCAGGGAGAGGGAGAGAGAAAGGCUAUGUGAUCGGGACAGAGACAGAGGAGAAAGAGGAAGAUACAGAAGAUAAUGCAUUUUGAAAUUGCAAUCACUUAAAGAGGCAAAGGCUUGUAUAUUUGUGUGUUUACAAGUAGUAAACUUUUAUUUUCCUCUGUCAACCUACUUUAUUGUGUAGAAAAAUUUCUAAUUGGCCUUUUAUUCCAAGCAUGCAGUAAGCUGUGAACUGGAAAAUCCCCAUCAGCCAAAAAAUAUUUUGCAAAGCUUGACCCAUGAGUUGAUUAUUUUUAUUUGAGCAGUCUUGGAAAACAGUUUAAGGAAUGUAGAUAAAUUAUCUCUGUGUGUUUGUCUUAACAGUAAUUUAAUCACAUUUUUUUAAAAAAAUACAAAUUGAUAACUGCCAUAAUAUUUUGGUCUGUUUUCUUCCAUGUAGUCUUUACACAAUUUGUAUGGGAGGAAAAUGCUGCUAUCAAGUAUGCAAAUACUGAGUGUGAUGGUAUGGCUGCAUGGCCAUGUUGGAGCAGCCACCUCUUUGUUUUUCUGGUUGUUGGUUUUUUUUAACUUCUGUAAAAGUCAAGCUUGUUCAAUAAUGAAAGCAAUAUUAAGACAAUGAUAUUGAUACCUGAUUUUUAACCUUUGAAAAACUGUGUUCCUACGUUCUGGUGGCAUUUUGGUUCAUGCAAUUAUUUGCCUCUCCCCUUCCUUUAUUUCCUUGAAAUGUCUAUGUUGUUUAAAAUGUCCACCCAUUUGUAAGAACACAUAAUAUUGCUGUAUUCUACAUUGCUACCAUUUCUUUCUUUUUUUAUAUAAUAAAUCGGUAAUGGUCAGUUUCAUGGA
Molecule: messenger RNA, 3146 nt
Organism: Pogona vitticeps (central bearded dragon)
Lineage: Eukaryota; Metazoa; Chordata; Lepidosauria; Squamata; Agamidae
Source: RefSeq, a predicted model, not a curated record